CUAAGGAGGUUGUGUAUAACAUUCAAUAUUAUUUGGUGGAGAUUUGGAUUAGUUUUGAGUGAGAAUUGCAAUUAAAAAUUGCAUGAAAAGUUCAUCUAUAUAGUUAGGGAAGAGUAAUUAAUGAGGACCAAAAGUAUGUUCAAUUGUCAGAGUAGAAGAGAUUGGAACCAUAUUGUGUUUGGAUUUCAUGUCCAUCUAUAAAAGGAAAGAAGUUGGGUUUUGGUUCCUCGUCGUAGAAAUCAGACCAAACGAUGGGAGACUCUCAAGGCACUUUGGAUAUGCUAACCUCUGAUCUUGAGAGAGUCUGGAACUCUGAAUAUUUUUGCCCCAUGAAGGAGCGUCGUGAAGAAUUUCGGGAUAUUCAUAAGAGAUGCUGGACUCAGAUCUGCCGGAGCGAAGGUUUUGACAUUGAUGAAUUUCCCCUGGGUUGUCUACGUACUCAAUAUGCACCACUUCUGGACUUUGAGGAAGUAGAGGGUGACAAACUGGUGAAAAUGGCUAACCAUGCUAUUUUGGAAUAUAAUGACAAAGAAAGCAGUGUUUUUAAGUACGAGUUUUUGAAGAUUGAGAAAGUGACCUUUCUAGGGGAUGCAGAGAGACAAACACAAUAUUUGAUGACUGUUAAAGUUAGAAAUCUCACUCUUCGUACUAUAGAAACAUUUCAAAUUACUGGAGCUAUCAAAUAUUGCUAUCCGCCUGAGUUUAUCAUCAGUCUUUGCAGGCCCAAAAAAGAGGUUUGAGGUUUAGCGUAUAAACCUCCUCUGCCAUCUAAAAUGGUGGUUAUUAUUGCCCUGGAUUGCUCUAAGUUUACUUAUUUAAGUACUGAGUAAUUAUUUUUAUCUAAUUUUCAUCCUUUAAUGUGCUGGAGUUCCACCAUAUAUGUUAGAAAUUUUAUACGCAGGAGCUUCACAAUC
This is a messenger RNA of Nicotiana attenuata, 914 nucleotides long. RefSeq lists its product as uncharacterized. The transcript has 3 exons. NCBI's taxonomy places the organism in Eukaryota, Viridiplantae, Streptophyta, Magnoliopsida, Solanales, Solanaceae. The coding region runs from base 252 to 740 and encodes 162 amino acids. The record is from RefSeq and is a predicted model, not a curated record.